AUGAAGCAAGAUGUGGAGGGAUACUUUGGCGAGCAGCCGGAUCUAGUUCCUCCUGCUGUCGCUCAGGAACGUGAACCAAAUAUGCAGGAAGAGGAUCAGUUUGACGCCUCCGCUGACAAUGAGAUACGUCUCAAACCUCCAAGCCUUGAAGGUGUAUUGAAGAAACUCCCGCCAGCAAUUGAACAAGAAAGUGAUUCGAAUAAACAAAAUGAUGUGGAUCCAGAUGCCGGCGCCCAGAGUUUGGCUCUACAGGGGUUGCUAGAAACGCAUUCAAACGAACCUGAAGCUAUCCCAGUAGGAAAUCAGUUGCUCCUCCUGAGCCCUGCGCGCAAGAGAACUCCGCUGUCUGCGUCAACCUCUGAGAGCAUGAAGAAAAAUCUGGAGGAAUACUUUGGAGAGCAGCCGGAUCUAGUUCGUCCUGCUGUCGCUCAGGAACGUGAACCAAAUAUCCAGGAAGAGGAUCAAUUUGACACCUCUGUGGAGAUGCGUCCCCAAAUUCCAAGCCUUGAGGGUGUAUUAACGACAGAAGAAAUAAAGAGUCUCCCAGCAAGUGAACGAGGAAGUGAUGCGGAAAAACAAAAUGAAAUGGAUCCGGAGGCCGGCGCCCAGAGUUUGCCUCUACAGGGGUUGCUAGAGACGUCGCAUUCAAACGAACCUGAAGCUAUCCCAGUAGGAAAUCAGUUGCUCCUCUUGAACCCUACGUGCCAGAGAAAGAGAAUCCCGCUGUCUGCGCGCUCCUUCGAGUUGAAGGAGGAUUCAUCUUGUGUGGAAUCGCACGUACCCUUCUUAAAAGACUUUUAUGAACAAGAGAUAUCGCUGAUGAUGAAUAACCAAAGAUUCGUCGUUAAUGAAAACCCACACACGAAACGAGAAGUUGGUCCAACGAGAUCAGAUCCAAAUACUCCGGAAAAAGCGCACGAAGUGGCGGCCCAAGAUACCCAAGAAGGAAAGUCAAAAUCAUUUGCUGUUCGCAGUUCUGUUUAUAGGGAGCCAGCCGUGUUUCAACUAGAUGAAGAGCUGGCGAAUUCCAUUGAGGAGAUAGAAAACCUAGAACUUGAAUCAGAAGAGUCGGAUGGUGAAGAAAUGUGCGAAAUUCGGUCAGAGCAACAACGAAAUAUGGAGUUGACAGAAGAAGGUGAAGUAAGGCAUGCGGUCGAAGCACAGUUUCCGAGUUCCUCAGAUGCUCCUGGAGGAUUCAAGAGGUCAGAGCCGAUCGACAUCCCAAAGCCAAUUGAGGCCGAAGACGCUACUCCAUCUUCAUCUGAUAAACUCGGCAAAAGUGGCUUUUGCGUGAUAUGCUGGCCCCCGGUGCCGUCGUCGCCCCCGUUGCCGCCGCUGCCCCCGUUGCCGCCGCUGCCCCCGUUGCCACCGGUGCCGCCGCUGCUGCCGGUGCCGCCGGUGACGCCGAAGCCGCCGUUGGUGCCGGUGCAACGCCAGCAUACUUUUUCCCACGGAUGCAAAAUGCACCCACAUUCACACUUCUUGAAUUUAUAUACCAUGGCGGAGAAUGCGAAGAUUGUUCUGUAA
Cloeon dipterum is the source of this 1527-nucleotide messenger RNA. RefSeq lists its product as uncharacterized. The transcript is spliced from 7 exons. Bases 1 to 1527 code for a protein of 508 amino acids. NCBI's taxonomy places the organism in Eukaryota, Metazoa, Arthropoda, Insecta, Ephemeroptera, Baetidae. The record is from RefSeq and is a predicted model, not a curated record.